UUCUCCUCACUCCUGACAUUCGCUCAUGUUGUUGAGCUGCACUCACGACUGUGGAGGUGGGACCGAUGCUCCCUCCAAUCAGUGCUCGCCGCCGCCUAUAUAUUAGUGACCAGCGCUCCGACCCCUCCACCGCGCGAUUUCGCCGACUUCAUAGAACAAGUACCAUGCCGUCAGCAAUUGCAAGUCCUCCUUUAUCGUGUUCUCAUUACUGAUGGAAAAAAGCACUCUAGUCCAUUUGUCUCGUGCGUACUGAUACGGGAAAAGCGACGUCAACAAAUAGAACAGACCGACUAUACAAUAAGGGUGUCUUAUAGGGAGCGCGAAAAGUGUGACACCGUAAGGGCAACGUUUGUGGUCAAAAUGCCCGACUUCCUCAAUCCUAACGCUGAAUUCUGGGUGCUUACGUUUUGUUGCGAUCUCCAUCGUUUUGAGGAUGAUAUGGAAUCGAUCACAAGCUGUUGCUUCCCUGAGAUGUGCGAUGCGGCAUCAGCUUCGAUCAGGGCAGUCGUUCGGGGUCUACUGGAGGCGAUGGAAAAGGAUCUGAGUUCAGUGCCUGUGGAAAAGGACUUUUGCUUCUAUCCAAAGUGCUCGGCCGAUUUGAUCGACAUUAUCGGUAAAGAUACAGUCCCGAAUGUCCCAAAGGUAGAAGACUGCUCUCCAAGUGAUAGUGAGGAUGAGAGUGACGAGGAGGGCGAAGAGCUAAUAACUGUGCGAGUACCUGUUCAUGCGCUGCCUGUAUUCCAUCGGCUUGCAAAGUAUUUAGAGGAAAAAAAUAACACUGAUCCUGUUAUCAUCAUACCCAGCAGCACGAAAAAUAGCGGCCACCUCUUAUUCUUGCCAAAUCAUCCAUCCUUUUUGUGCUCGUGGGAUUCAUUUGAAUGCGGAUUCGGUCUUUACUUUUUGCCCAAUUACAAUAAUUUUAUUAUUGUUCAGGGCAGAAAUUCUUUAGGUCCGCAAACGACAAUAUAUUAUCCACCAAAAAGUGGUUUGCUUGCCAUCACACCCACUACAGAGGUAGCGCAUAUUGAGAAGCUUGCCAUUGUGCAUCCUAAAAACUUGUCCAUGCCUCUACUGGAACUCCCUUUAUCAGAAUUUCCAUCAACCCCCGUGAAUUGUGAUGAUUUGAUAUCGCUUGUGAUGACCCUUCGUGAAAGUUUGGCGGACCCGAAGACUGCGUUACCAGACGAAAAUUCUUGGAAGAUGUCUGAGUCAGCUAAUGAUUGCCCAAUCAAAUGUGAAGUAUCAAGCGGUGCUGCACCCUUUUGGAACCAGAUAGAUGCCACCGCACGACAAAUAGCUUGGUCAAUCAGGAGUGUGGGAGCCAAACAUCUUAGCUCAAUCAGAGGCUUCGUUUCUGCGCCUCUCAUUUCAAGUGAUCAAGACGUACCGACUAAGGGGCGACAAGCUCAGGCACAAUUUCCGGUAAUCAGACUGCCAGAAAAUGAGGAGAACAAUAAUUUGGGCUUGCAUCCCGAUUUGGCAGAAGAAGCCAAGGAUUCGGAACCUUCUAUAAUAGCUACACCGACCGAAACUGCUGCACGAACAGAUAUUGCGACUCCGGUGCAGUCGUUGACGUCAGGAUCGGGGCAGACACCACGUCUUCAAACCCAGUCGAAAUCUGUAAGUUCCCGCUCAAGCAACGCCUGUCUCUCAUUGCUACCAUUCCCAUUAUCGUAG
This is a messenger RNA of Hydatigera taeniaeformis, 1677 nucleotides long. Lineage: Eukaryota; Metazoa; Platyhelminthes; Cestoda; Cyclophyllidea; Taeniidae. The record is from the annotation of a GenBank genome assembly.